ACUGUGCAAUGCACUGACUUCUGCAACGAAGUUCUCAUGCAAUGCACAGUGUUGUGCAAUGCACCGACUUUUGCAAUGAGGUACUUGUGCAAUGAAGGACCUGUGCGGUGCACGGCACUGUGCAAUGCACUGACUUUUGCAAUGAAGCACUUGUGCAAUGCAUGGUGUUGUGCAACGCGCAGACUUCUUGCAAUGAAACACUUGGGUGAUGCACGGUGUUGUGCAAUGUACUGUUUUUUGCAAUAAAGCACUUGUGCAAUGCACAGUGUUGUGCAAUGCACAGGCUUUGGCAAAGAAGCACUUGUGUGCAAUGCACAGUGAUGUGCAAUGCAUAGGUUUUUGCAGUGAAGGACUUGGGCGAUGUACAACUUAUUGCCAUGAAGGAGCUGUGUGAUGCAUGGCAUUGCGCAACACACGGGCUUUUGCAGUGAAGGAGUUGUGCAAUGCACAUUGUUGUGCAAAGCACAGCCUUCAGUGAAGCCCUUUGUACUUCACAGUGCUGCGCGACGUGUAAUGCACAGCGUUGCACAAGGCACUUGCUUUUGCAGUGAAAUUAUGCACUGUGUUGUGCAAAACACCGGCUUUAAAAUGAAGGGCGUGUGCUACUCGUGCUAUGCACAGUGUUGUGCAAUGCACGGGCUUUUCCAAUGAAGCACUUGUGCAACUCACAGCAUUGUGCAGUGCACAGGCUUUUGCGGUGAAGCAGCUGUGCAGUGCACAGCGUUGUGCGAAGCACGGGCUUCUGCAACGAAGGCCUUGUGCGGUGCACAGUGCCAUGCAAUGCACAGGGGUUUGCAAUGAAGGAAUUGUGCAAUGGACAUCGUCGUGCAAUGCACAGGCUUUUGCAGUGAAGGCCUGGUGCGAUGCGCGCACUGUGGCAGCGAAGGAUUUGUGCCAUGCACAACUGUCGGUAACGAAAGACUUGUGCAAUGAACAGCGCUGCACAUUGCCCAGCCUUCUGCAAUGAAAACCGUGUGCGACACACGGGUUUUUGCGGCGAAGCAGUUGUGCAAUGCACGGCGUUGUGCCAUGCACGACCCGCAAUGAAGUAAACUGCGCGGUGCACAGUGCCGUGCAGUGCACAGCAUUUUGUAAAGAAGACUUGGUGCAACGUGUGGCCUUUUGCAACAGAGGGCUUUGUGUGACGCCCAGCGCUGUGCCAUGCACAAUCUCGUGCAAAGAAGGCCUUCCGUGGUGCAGUUUCUUGCAUUGACGGACCUGUGUGGUGUGUGGGGUUGUGUGAUGCACAGCCUUGUGCUGUGAAGCACUCGUGCAAUGCACGGCCUUUUGCAGUGAAGUAGCUGUGCAGUGCUCCGCGUUGUGCAAUGCACUGUUGUUUUGCAAUGACUACCUUGUGGAAUGCACAGGUUUCUUGCAACGAAGGGCUUGUGCGAUGCACAGUGUUAUGCAGUGCAUGGCCUUUUGCAGUGAAAGACUUGUGCAACGCCUGGCGGUGCGCGGCUCAUGGCCUUUUGCAUCGAAGGACUCGUGCAAUGCUCGGGGCUGUGCAGUGCACGGCUUAUGGCAAUGAAAGGACUUGUGCAAUGCACGGUGUCCUUCAACGGUGGCCUCGUGCAAUCCACAGGGUUGUGCAACGCACAGGGUUCAGCAAUGAACUGCUUGUGUGGUGCACAACCUUCUGCAUUGGAGGUGCAGUGCACAGUGUUGUGCAGUGGUAGCCUCAUGCAAUGCACAGCCUCGUGCGAUGCGCAGCCUUGUGCAGUGCACGGCCUCGUGCAAUGCGCAGCCUCGUGCGAUGCCUUUUGCAACUGACCACUUUCAUGAUGCACAGAAUCGUGCAAUGCACGGUGCUGUGCAGUGCACGGUGCUCUGCAACAAGGGCGUCAUGCAGUGCACAACACUGUGCCGUGCACAGAAGCCUGGUGCGAUGCACGGCUCUGUGCAAUGCACAACUUUGUGUGUGCUGUGGAGCCCUUGUGCAACGCACGACACUGUGCAAUGUGUGGCCUCAUGCAGCGUGUGGCCUCGUGCGAUGCACAACCUCAUGCAAUACAACCCCCCUCCCCGUGCCAAGCACAGCCUCGUGCAACACAUGGCCUUGUGCAAAGCACGGCCUUGUGCCACCCAGCCCCUCGUGCAAUGCCUGGCCUCGUGCAACGGCGGCCUCGUGCAAUGCACAGCAUUGUGCAAUGGCUGCCACGGGCGAUGCUCAGCCCUCGUGCAACGUGCGGCCUCGUGCCCCCCUCGUGAGCACCUCCAAGGAGGAUGUGCAAGGGACGCAGAAGGGAGGGCCCGGACAAGGGGGGGCCUUGUGCAACACGGGGCCUCGUGCAACGCGGCGGCCUCGUGCAACGUGGAGCCUCGUGCAACGUGGGGCCUCGUGCAACGUGGGGCCUCAUGCAACGUGGGGCCUCGUGCAGUGGUUGUGCAGCUGCAAACCCCUCCAGAGUGCCCCAAGGCCGUGCGAGAGACACAGACGCGGCGGCCUUGUGCAACACGUGGCCUCGUGCAACACGGGCUCUCGUGCAAUGGACUUGUGCAACGCGUGGCUGCGUGCAACGGCCUCGUGCAACGGCCUCGUGCAACACGGGGCCUCGUGCAGCGGCCUCCCGCCAUGGACUUAUGCACUGGCCUUGUGCAACGCAGGGCCUCGUGCAAAGGCCUCGUGCAACGGACUCGUGCAAGGCGAGGCCUCGUGCAAGGGCCUCGUGCGACGCCCCGUGCCACAGGCGCCCCCCCCCCCCCACCCCCCCCCCCCCGCCCUCUCGCUUGCUUGCGGGCCCCACGAG
Molecule: messenger RNA, 2750 nt
Organism: Oxyura jamaicensis (ruddy duck)
Lineage: Eukaryota; Metazoa; Chordata; Aves; Anseriformes; Anatidae
Exons: 2
Source: RefSeq, a predicted model, not a curated record